AUGACACUGUAUGGUAUAUUUACAAUAAACAUUAAAGUAUUAUUCAUAUGUUUAAUCAUACUCGGUGAAUUAGCGACCUUAUCCUUGCAAAAAACUGGAUCGAAUCCUAAAGUAGCAACAAAUCGUUCACCGGCAAAGAAAGCUACGCCAAAAAAGAAACAAAAUGACAUACUACUUCCUCCGCCUGUUGUUGUCGAAGAACAAACGUGUUAUAAUAAAUCUAGUGGUGAUGCUAUUCGUUGUCUACCAGAAUUUGCGAACGCAGCAUUUCGUCGGUCAGUUGUAGCAUCGAAUACUUGUGGUGAACGUUGGCAACUUGACUCGACAAAUACGGGUACUGAAUACUGUAUUCAAACAGGCCCACCAAAUAGUGGUAUAUAUGGAGAUUAUCUAUCGGGUAAUGAGCAGAAGAAUUGUCUAAUAUGUGAUAGCCGUGACCCAUCACGAGCUCGCCCACCUGAUUAUAUGACUGAUUUCAAUCAGCGUGGAAAUCUCACGUGGUGGCAAAGUGAGACAAUGCUCGAAGGAACCAAUUAUCCAAAUACAGUUAAUUUAACUCUUAAUCUUGGAAAGACAUACGAUGUGACUUAUAUUAAGUUAACAUUUCAAUCUCCUAAACCGGAAAGUUUUAUUAUUUAUAAACGUACAAAUGAAAAUAGUUCUUGGGUACCCUAUCAAUAUUAUAGUGCAUCGUGUAUGCUUACGUUUGGAUUACAGCCGAAGAAAUAUCCAGAUUUUGAUACAGAAGCUAUUUGUUCGGAAGAUUUUAGUGAUCUAACACCAUUACAUGGAUCAGAAGUAGCAUUCGGUACACUUGAUUGGCGGCCAGGUGCAGUUACAUUUGAUAUGCGUAAAGAUCUUCAAGAUUGGGUAACAGCAUCUGACAUUCGUAUUCAACUUGUUCGUAUGAACACAUUUGGAGAUGAAAUGUUUGGUCAACCGGCUGUACUUCGAACAUAUUUCUAUGCUAUCUCAGAUUUAGCUGUUGGUGGACGUUGUCAUUGUAAUGGUCAUGCAAAUAAAUGUACGAAACAAGGUGGUGAAUAUAAAAAUGAAACUCUUUGCGAAUGUGAACAUAAUACGAUCGGUCGAGAUUGUGACAUGUGCCAUUCGGCUUAUAAUGAUGCACCAUGGCAGCCAGCUGGAGUUAUUGAUGCACAUCCAUGCAAAACUUGUUUUUGUAAUGGUUUUGCUAAAAAUUGUACAUUUAGUCGAGAACUUUAUGAACAUACCGGUCAUGGUAGUGUUUGUAUUGAUUGUGCUGGUAAUCGUGGUGGACCAAAUUGUGAACGUUGCAAACUGGGUUUUUAUAGAUUACCAGAAAGUGAAGGCGAAUGUUUACCAUGUGCCUGUAAUUCUAUCGGUUCGGAAAGCGCACAAUGUGCAACCAACGGCCAAUGUCGAUGUAAGCCGGGCGUAGUUGGUGAUAAAUGUGAUCAAUGUGCACCGUUUCAUUAUAAUUUCGGUUUGAAUGGUUGCACGCGAUGUUCUUGUUAUGAACCUGGUUCUUUACUACCACUUCAAUGUAAUUCUAAAACAGGCCAAUGUAAUUGUAAAACAUUUGCCGAAGGACAAAAUUGUGACAAAUGUCGACUAGGUUACUUCAAUUUGGAUCCCAUGAAUCCAGAUGGUUGUACGAAAUGUUUUUGCUACGGUCAUGCUUCAACAUGUCAAUCAGCACCAAAUUAUUUUUUUAAUCCAAUUCGAUCUUCGUUUGCUCAAGGCGCUGAUGGAUGGCGAGCCGUUAAUCAAACAGGACAUGAAGCACUUGUUUAUAGCGAUACUGGUAGUUAUAUUUAUGUUCAAUCGUUACCUGGCCAAGAUCUCACAUUUGAAGCAUCACCACGCUAUCUGGGUGAUCGUACUUUAUCCUAUAAUCAAUUUUUAACAUUUAUAUUAAUCUUACGUGCGCCUGCAAAUGUUAAUCCUAUGUAUACAGCUACCGAUGUCACUAUUGAAGGUAGUAAUGGUGUUAAAGUUGGUGUUAUCAUUUUGGGAGGAGUUCCACAAACAAUUCCAUCAGAAGAACCACUAGUAUUUCGAUUUAGAUUAAAUGAACAAUCCUGGUCACCGACAUUAUCUUUUCUUGAAUUUAUGCGUCUUCUAUCAAACAUAACAGCGAUCCGCAUUCAUGCUACAUAUGGUAUUGAUAAUGCUGUUAGUUUUCUUGGUGAAAUAAACCUCGGCUAUUCGACACCUUCCGCUGGUCUUUUCCCUACUGGUAAUGUUGAAUCCUGUGUUCCGUGUCCUCAAGGUUACUAUGGAGAACACUGUGAAUAUUGUGCGUUUGGUUAUCGUCGACAACCAUCAUUUGGCGGUCCAUUUGCUAAUUGUGUACCAUGCGAUUGUCAUAAUCAUUCGUUGUCUUGUGAUGUUGAAACUAGCAGAUGCGCAUGUCAGCAUCAUACAACCGGUGAUAAUUGUGAACGUUGUCUACCUGGAUAUUAUGGUCAAGCGCAUCAAGGAACACCAGAUGAUUGUCAGAAAUGCCCGUGUCCAGCUGGUGUAUCAUGUACACAAUUACCACAGGGGAAUGUUGUUUGCUUGAAUUGUCCUGCUGGUUAUACAGGUGAUCGAUGCGAAUUUUGUGACGAUGGAUAUUUCGGUGAUCCAGAAGGUCUCGUAACUGGUGUAAGGCGACCUUGUGAAAAAUGUAGUUGCAGUGGAAAUAUUGACAUAAAUACAAUUGGUAAUUGUAAUACAACAACUGGACAUUGUUUACGUUGUAAUCGUAAUACAUAUGGUGUCUAUUGCGAAAAAUGUUUGCCAGGUCAUUGGGGUGAUGCAUUACUUGACAUAAAAUGUCAUGCUUGUAAUUGCCAUCCGAAAGGCACUCAACGUCAUAGCGAUAAUUCUCUUCUUCAAUGUAAUUUACAGACAGGUCAAUGCCCGUGUAAAUCCAAUGUGCAAGCACGUCAAUGUGAUCUAUGUGAAAAUGGCUAUUGGAAUCUAAAUUCCGAUCGAGGCUGCGAAACGUGCAAAUGUAAUCCUACAGGUGCUUACAAUAUUUCAUGUUCAGUUAGUACUGGUCAAUGUUUUUGUAAGCCGGGGGUAACAGGUCAAUAUUGUGAUCGUUGUUUACCUAAUCAUUAUGGAUUCUCAAGUGAAGGAUGUUCACAAUGUAGUUGUGAUCAAUAUGGUUCACUUGAUGUUCAAUGUGACAUAGCAACUGGUCAAUGUCCUUGUAAGGACAAUUUUAUGGGACAGAAAUGUGAUUUAUGCGAAGAAAAUAAAUAUCGAGACGGUUUCGAAUGUCCAAACUGCCCAUCAUGUUAUCGCGAAGUACAAAAGCGUGUUCAUCGUUAUCGAGGAGAUCUUAAUCUACUGCAAACUGCUAUUUUCACAUUGAAUUCAUCUCAAACACUUAAUUCAUUACGUGAAGAUAAACAUUUAACUAAUGAACUUGACACAUUAGCGACUAAUUUAAAUAGACUCAAAGUUGAUUUAGAUGGAGCAGGAUUUAUCUAUCGAAAUACAUCCGUUUAUGAUCAACAAGACACACAAUUUCGAUUAACUGUAGCCGAACAUGAAGCUCGCUAUCGUAAAUUAGAACGAGAACUACCAGAAUUUAUUACACAAAAUGAUCGCAUUCAAGAUAUUCUUAAGAAAUCAAAUGAUACUUUCCUCAUCGAUACAACAUAUCAAUUAACUCGAAUUAAUAAAUUAUUAAUGACCGUUGAUCCAAUAAGUUAUACAAACGAUAAUAAACAUGAAUCUGCUAUUAAUAAAACUUUACUCAUGCAAACACGUAUUAAUUAUCUUCGUGAAGCAUUAAAACUAUUACAGAAGUCUUAUGAUGAUGCUUUAAAUCAAAGUCUACUAGCUGAAAUUCUUUUCAAUACAAAAUUAAGUAAUUCAGAAGCAUCAAUUCGUGAUCAACUGGAAAAUAAUAUGAAGCAAAGAUUAACAUCACUUGAUCAUCGUCGUCAAAAACUUGUUGAGCAAUCUGCGAGUCUUGUUGCUCGUGUUGAAGAAGCAAAAAUUGCAACAGCAGCAUGGAAAUCAAAUCUAACUAAUCUAUCGGUUGGUCAAUCGGGUCUCACAGUUGAUGUAUCGAAUGAACUUCGAGAACGUGUAACACGAGUUUCUCAAGAUGUUAAAAAAUUUGAAAUUGACAUGAAAAUAUUCGUCAAAGAAAUGUAUGAAUUACAAGAUAUGGCAAAAAAUUUCGAUCGAGAAAUCAAAUCUCUUCAAUUAUCUGUUCAGGAUGCUAGUCGAGAAACUCAAGAUCUAUUUGCUGAUGUAACUCGAACUGAAAAUCAAGCUCAGCAAGCUAUUGAAAAAUCAACAACGAUUGAACGUGAAGUGCAGAACAUUCGUGAAAAUCUUCGUGCAUUUGUUAAUGAUAAAGACGCGCAAAGUAAAGAUGCUGAAACACAAUACAGCCGUCUUGAAACGAUGCAAGAUCGUACAAGUAAUAUAUCACGACAAUAUUGGAUAUUAAAUGAUCAAUAUCGUCUGUUGAAUACGACGACUUUGAAUGCUAUGGAAACUCAUGAGAAACUUAACGUAGAUUAUGAUCAAAAUAGUAUGCUUCAAAACGCCAAUACGAUUAAACAACAAGUCGAUGCAAAAUUAAUUCCAUUAAAAACUAAAACAGAUUCAAUUAAUAAUCGAUCAUCGGUUGCUCUUGAUAAUAUAAAAGAUAUUAAAUCUCAAGCUGAUAUUCAUGUACGUCGUAUUGAGAAAGCGUCUGAAAUCGGUAAAAAUUUAACCAACGAUAUAAAUUCAGCUCGUGAUCAAGUUGACAAAUUAUUCGACCAACUUAAAUCGUUACAAUCAUCAUUGAAUUAUUCAACACAAAUCAAUAUCACUCAUUUAGAUGAAGCCGAAAUUGAAUUUCAACAACUUUCAUUCGAUAGAAUUCUAGUUGCUAUUGAUCAAUUUUAUUCAAGUGCCUAUUUUGUUAAAAAUCAAACCGAUCAAUUUAUUCUUCUUCACGAUGAACUUGAUUAUCAAGUUAACAAUUUACUUGCUAUCGCACAAUCGCUACCAACUGGCUGUUUUAAAACUAUAUCUAUUGAAAAUAGUGAUGGAACACCGGGAGAAAGAUAA
Messenger RNA from Rotaria socialis, 5055 nucleotides. The record is from the annotation of a GenBank genome assembly. Lineage: Eukaryota; Metazoa; Rotifera; Eurotatoria; Philodinida; Philodinidae.